GGCACUGCGGGCUGGAGCAGGCUUUUCCAGCAGUGGGCAGGCCCCAGCCCUGGACUACGCGUGGGUUUCCCCGCGGGCCGGACCCAGCAGUAGCUCCAGAGUUGGCUCCGAGAGCGCGCUUGCUCCAGCCUCCUCGCAUCGUAAGGCCCUGUCCUUCCCCCGAUCUGGUUAGCUAAUGAAUCUGGGGAAGACAAACUUCCAGGACCGACGGUUUAGGGCCCAGUAGAAGACGGCUCAGUGAUGGCGCCCAUUUUUGGAAACGCAGGCGAAUUCGAGCUCGCAGGGAGGUGUGGUCGAUUCCUGUUGGGACGGGAGAGGCUUCAUUUCUCUGCUGCUGCGGUAGCCGGUGCUUUUGAAGAGUGAAUGGAGUGUUACAGAGCAGGACACUUACCUUCGCUUCUUGAAAACUUGACAUCGGACAUGCUUAGGAACAGAAGGUGUCCAGGAGGAGCCUCUGUUACAAAUUGUAUUUGCUUCAGGGGUAUUAUAGGCUAUGAGCUGCCCGACUUCUCAUGACCGGGAAGUCUACCUCACCUUUUCUGUACUCCUGGAGAGGCAUCUUGCUCACAUGUUUACCUGCAGCUGGGACAAGGAAGAGAAAAGAAAUGAGCCGCCAGACUGCAACAGCAUUACCCACUGGAACCUCAAAGUGUACGCCGUCCCAGAGGGUGCCUGCCUUGACUGGCACAACUGCAUCCAAUAAUGACUUGGCGAGUCUUUUUGAGUGUCCGGUCUGCUUUGACUAUGUGUUACCACCCAUUCUUCAGUGUCAGAGUGGCCAUCUUGUUUGUAGCAACUGUCGCCCAAAGCUCACAUGUUGUCCAACUUGCCGGGGUCCGUUGGGAUCUAUUCGCAACUUGGCUAUGGAGAAAGUGGCCAAUUCCGUACUUUUCCCUUGUAAAUAUGCCUCUUCUGGAUGUGAAAUAACUCUGCCACACACAGAAAAAGCAGACCAUGAAGAGCUCUGUGAGUUUAGGCCUUAUUCGUGUCCGUGCCCUGGUGCUUCCUGUAAAUGGCAAGGCUCUUUGGAUGCUGUAAUGCCCCAUCUGAUGCAUCAGCAUAAGUCCAUUACAACCCUGCAGGGAGAGGAUAUAGUUUUCCUUGCUACAGACAUUAACCUUCCUGGUGCUGUUGACUGGGUGAUGAUGCAGUCCUGUUUUGGGUUUCACUUCAUGUUAGUUCUGGAGAAACAGGAGAAGUACGACGGUCACCAGCAGUUCUUUGCAAUUGUACAGCUGAUAGGAACACGCAAGCAAGCUGAAAAUUUUGCUUAUCGACUUGAGCUAAAUGGACAUAGGCGGCGAUUGACUUGGGAAGCCACUCCGCGAUCUAUUCAUGAGGGAAUUGCAACAGCCAUUAUGAAUAGCGACUGCCUAGUCUUUGACACCAGCAUUGCACAGCUUUUUGCAGAAAAUGGCAAUUUAGGCAUCAAUGUAACUAUUUCCAUGUGUUGAAAUGGCAAUCAAACAUUUUCUGGCCAGUGUUUAAAACCAUUGCAUUCAGUUUCACAGAGAAUAAGGCACCCGUCUGCCUGCCAACCUGUAACUUUUGGUAGGUGGAAGCUAGACACAUGAAGGUAAAUAAAAGGAAAGGCUGUUAAAUACAGGAAACAGUUGCAUGUAGUAACACUAAUAUAUUUAAAACUAAGUCAGCAGUAAACCACUGAAAAAUAUAUAUAUAUACACCCAAGAUGGGCAUCUUUUGUAUUAAGAAAGGAAGCAUUGUAAAAUAAUUCUGAAUUUGUGUUGUAGAUUGAGUGUACUGUUGAAAAAUACCGGGUUUUUGUUUUGUGUGUGUGCCCGCAAGUUUGUGUGCGUGUGCGCGCGUGUGUAUGUGUGUGUUUAUUUUUUUCUUUAACCGACAAGCCAUGUUGAGUGGUCUCGGACCACUGCUUUUCCCUUUGUGAGUCAAUACAUAGUGCUGCUGUGUGUGUAUAUUUUUUGUGUGUAUUUGCUAAUUUUUAUUCUAGUUUUUCAUUAAAUAAAUUUGACUUUC
Hyaena hyaena (striped hyena) is the source of this 1995-nucleotide messenger RNA. It is a transcript of the gene SIAH1, whose product is annotated as siah E3 ubiquitin protein ligase 1. Lineage: Eukaryota; Metazoa; Chordata; Mammalia; Carnivora; Hyaenidae. The transcript is spliced from 2 exons. Gene Ontology annotation, cellular component: cytoplasm. The record is from RefSeq and is a predicted model, not a curated record. Gene Ontology annotation, molecular function: zinc ion binding; ubiquitin conjugating enzyme binding; ubiquitin protein ligase activity. Gene Ontology annotation, biological process: proteasome-mediated ubiquitin-dependent protein catabolic process; multicellular organism development. The coding region runs from base 513 to 1454 and encodes 313 amino acids.